AUGCUGCUGGCCUCGGCCGUGGUGGUCUGGGAAUGGCUCAACGAGCACGGCCGCUGGAGACCCUACAGCCCGGCUGUCAGCCACCACAUCGAGGCGGUGAUCCGGGCCGGGCCGCGGGCGGGCAGCGUGGUGCUGGGCCAGGCGGACCGGCGGCUGGCGCCCUACCUGCUGGACCUGCACUCUAUGCACCAGUUCCGCCAGGAUACCGGCACCAUCCGCCCGGUGCGGCGCAGUUACUAUGACCCCUCCUCGGCGCCGGGCAAGGGUGUGGUGUGGGAGUGGGAGAACGACAGCGGCUCAUGGACGCCCUACGACAUGGAGGUGGGCAUCACCAUCCAGCACGCCUACGAGAAGCAGCACCCGUGGAUCGACCUCACCUCCAUCGGCUUCUGCUACGUCAUUGACUUCAGCACCAUGGGCCAGAUCAACCGGCAGACCCAACGCAAGCGCCGCAUCCGCCGCCGCCUCGACCUGGUCUACCCGCUGGUCACCGGCACCCUGCCCAAGUCCCAGUCAUGGCCGGCCAGCCCCGGCGUUUCCAGCUCACCCCCCACCCCACCCUGCACCUGCCCCCAGUGCCUUCUGGUCAUGAGUGUCAAGGCGGCGGUCGCAGCUGGGGCCAAUGGCGGGACUGGCACCGCAGUCCCCCAGCAGCAUCAGCGUAAAGCCACCGCUCUAUCGGGCGGUCCCAAGCCUCCUGUUCCAGCACCUGGGCUCAAGCCCCCGGAUGGCACGGCCACCACGCGUGGCCCACUGAAGACCCUGGCAUCCCAGGUGGGCCGGAGGCAGGCGGCCAGCACGCCGGCCCUGAGCUCGGCCAGCUCUGCCACAAGUCCACCUGCCGCCAAUGGGAAGGUCUCGCGUGCCAGCCUCAACACCCUCAACCGCACCCACCUGCAGCGCCUGGCCAUCGCCCAGUCCCGUGUGCUGAUUGCCUCUGGGGUCCCCACCGUCCCAGUGAAGAACCUCAACGGCUCGAGCCCUGUUAACCCCGCGCUAGCAGGGAUCACAGGGAUCCUCAUGAGCGCAGCGGGGCUGCCUGUGUGCCUCACCCGCCCCCCCAAGCUGGUGCUGCACCCCCCACCCGUCAGCAAGAGCGAGAUCAAAUCCAUCCCGGGCGUGGCCAACACCUGCCGCAAGACCACCAAAAAGCAGGCCAAGAAAGGUAAAACCCCGGAGGAGGUGCUGAAGAAAUACCUGCAGAAGGUGCGUCAUCCUCCGGACGAGGACUGCACCAUCUGCAUGGAGCGCCUCUCCACCCCGUCUGGCUACAAGGGGCCCCAGCCAGUUGUCAAGCCCGACCUAGUGGGGAAGCUGUCCAAGUGUGGCCAUAUCUACCACCUCCAUUGCCUGGUCGCCAUGUACAACAACGGCAACAAGGAUGGGAGCUUGCAGUGUCCAACCUGCAAAACCAUAUAUGGGGUGAAGACUGGGACUCAGCCCCCCGGGAAGAUGGAAUAUCACCUCAUCCCUCACUCGCUGCCUGGGCACCCUGACUGUAAAACCAUUCGGAUCAUCUACAACAUCCCGCCGGGGGUCCAGGGACCAGAGCACCCGAACCCCGGGAAAAGCUUCACAGCCCGCGGAUUCCCUCGACACUGUUACCUCCCGGACAGCGAGAAGGGCCGAAAGGUGCUGAAGCUGCUGCUGGUGGCCUGGGACCGCCGCCUGAUCUUCGCCAUCGGUACCUCCAGCACCACAGGCGAGUCGGACACGGUGAUCUGGAACGAGAUCCACCACAAGACAGAGUUUGGCUCUAACCUCACGGGCCACGGCUACCCCGACGCCAACUACCUGGACAAUGUGCUGGCCGAGCUGGCGGUGCAGGGCAUCACGGAGGAGUGCACGGCCCAGGAGAAGGACUGA
Emys orbicularis (European pond turtle) is the source of this 1866-nucleotide messenger RNA. RefSeq names its product deltex E3 ubiquitin ligase 4 (gene DTX4). The coding region runs from base 1 to 1866 and encodes 621 amino acids. The transcript has 9 exons. NCBI's taxonomy places the organism in Eukaryota, Metazoa, Chordata, Testudines, Emydidae. Gene Ontology annotation, cellular component: nucleoplasm. Gene Ontology annotation, biological process: Notch signaling pathway; protein ubiquitination. Gene Ontology annotation, molecular function: zinc ion binding; ubiquitin protein ligase activity. The record is from RefSeq and is a predicted model, not a curated record.